Messenger RNA from Encephalitozoon hellem ATCC 50504, 2097 nucleotides. Its product is annotated as glucosamine-fructose-6-phosphate aminotransferase. Gene Ontology annotation, biological process: fructose 6-phosphate metabolic process; UDP-N-acetylglucosamine metabolic process; carbohydrate derivative biosynthetic process. Lineage: Eukaryota; Fungi; Microsporidia; Unikaryonidae. The coding region runs from base 1 to 2097 and encodes 698 amino acids. The record is from RefSeq and is a predicted model, not a curated record. Gene Ontology annotation, molecular function: L-glutamine:D-fructose-6-phosphate transaminase (isomerizing) activity; carbohydrate derivative binding. The transcript has a single exon.
AUGUGCGGGAUAUUUUCGUAUGCAAACUUCUCCGUGGAAAAAACUAAGGACGAAAUAGCCAAUAUCAUGAUAAAUGGUCUGAAGCGGAUAGAAUACCGGGGAUAUGAUUCCGCAGGAUUCUGCAUCACUGACGACACAGAUAAGAACUUUAUCAAGAUCAGGGCUGUCGGGAAAGUAGACACACUCUAUAAGAUGAAGGAUUCCCAGACCUCUGCAGACCUUACGAAAAAGGUGCAUAACCAUGUUAGCAUUGCACACACGAGAUGGGCUACACAUGGGCAGCCUAGCGUUGAGAACAGCCACCCACUGAGUAGUGAUAAGGACAACAACUUCCUUGUUGUGCACAAUGGGAUUAUUACAAACUAUAAGGACCUCAAGACGUACCUCAGUAAGAAAGGAUUUUCAUUUGAGUCUGAAACAGAUACAGAGUGUGCAGCAAAGCUUGCACUCCACUUCUACAGAGAGAUGGAAAAAAAUGGAGAAAAGCCAGACUUUGUGGCCAUUGUGAAAAAGGUUGCAAGGCACUGCGAAGGGGCAUUUGCCUUUGUAUUUGCAUCUCCCUUGUUCCCAAAUGAGCUUGUCACAAUCAGGAAAUCGUCUCCUGUCCUCAUAGGCCUCAAGCCAUCAGGAGGAAUGUCCUUUGACUUUUUCGGCGUCAAUUACGAGGAUUCUAUGGACGAGCCUGCUUCCCCUCAGAACUCCCCGCAGCUCUCUUCUAAGCCCCAAAGACAUGGGUUUGACCAAAACAUUGAGACCAUAGCACGAGGCGUGGAAGACUGUUCUCUGCGUGUACAUAACAAAGAGCCUCUAGAGGUUUUCGUUGCAUCGGACGCUUCUGCUCUUAUAGAACACACAAGAAAGGUUAUCUAUCUUGAGGACAAUGACAUAGCCCAUAUAUCCAAUGGCAAUAUAUUCAUACAUAGGUUGUAUUCAAGGAAGAAGGACACAGGGCCAGACACAAGGGAGGUCAAAACAAUUGAAACAGAGCUGGCAGCAAUCAUGAAGGGGAGCUACGAUCAUUACAUGCUUAAGGAAAUAAACGAGCAGAAAGAAUCUGUGGUUAACACAAUGAGGGGAAGAAUCAACUUCGAAGACUUUACGGUUAGUCUUGGAGGGCUCAAGGGCUACAUCAAUGACAUAAGAAAGUCACAAAGAAUAAUAUUUGUAGCAUGCGGAACUAGUUACCAUGCCAGUCUUGCAAACAGGCCACUUCUUGAGGAGCUCCUUGAGAUUCCUGUGAGUGUUGAAAUAGCCAGCGACUUCCUGGACAGGAAUCCCCCUAUACUGAGAAGUGACUGUGUGUUCUUUGUGUCUCAAAGUGGUGAAACAGCAGACAGCGUCAUGGUGUUGAGAUAUUGCCUGUCUAGAGGAGCACUUUGUGUUGGCAUAACAAACACCGUUGGAAGCACCAUCUCGAGAGAAACGACGUGUGGUGUCCACAUAAAUGCAGGGCCAGAGAUAGGUGUGGCAAGCACUAAGGCAUACACAAGCCAAUACAUUGCAAUAGUGCUGGUUGCUCUCCAGCUGAGUGAACAGAACCUUAUAAAGCAGGAGAGAAGAAGAGAAAUCAUGGAGGGACUUAGAAACCUAAGUACUCAAAUAGGCAAGACUCUGGAGAUGGGAGAUACUAUAAAAAGCCUGGCGAAUGGCCCCAUAAAGGAUGAUGUGAAUCUUUUGCUUAUAGGAAGAGGCUACCAAUAUCCAACAUGCCUGGAGGGUGCGCUCAAAAUCAAGGAAAUCACCUACAUUCACUCCGAAGGGCUUGCCUCAGGAGAGCUAAAGCAUGGCCCCAUAGCUCUUGUUGAUGAAAAGCUCAAAAUUAUCUUCGUUAUAACAAAGGAUUCGCUGUAUGACAAGGCUAGAAAUGCAAUGGAGCAGAUAUCUGCAAGAGGAGGGAGCCCUAUCAUUAUAUGCACCGAAGACAUUUCGGGAGAAUAUGAAGGUCAUGAUGUUUUCACUGUUCCAAAGACAGUGGAUUGCCUUCAAGGAAUCUUAUGCAUUAUUCCCUUGCAGUUAUUGUCCUAUUAUCUUGCCACAGCAAGGGGAUACAACCCUGACUUCCCAAGAAACCUUGCAAAAUCAGUAACUGUUGAAUAA